CAAGGAUCAGACAUGACUUUAUCCUAUCAAAUAAGGAAGUUGUGGAUACAUAUUGGAAACUUUGGAGUAUUGUUACGCUACCGCGGAUCCUUCUGCUGCAGUGCAUGCUUUCCCUGGUUCUGCUGUACAUGAGGUGCUUCGUUUCUCUAAUGGUAGGAAACAGUCGCGUCUUCCUAGAUUCCAAACAGAUUUCAAUAACCACAAGCCGGAUUCUCUACCAGAAAAAAGUAAAUGCAGAUCUCGUAAAAGGAAGAAAAGAUCCAAAACAAAGUCAUUGAAACAUAGAAAAUCUGUAAACCAAGAAUCAGGUAUGUUAAAAAGCCCCUUACCUGAAAGUAAUUGCGAGGAUACGGAAGAAGAAAUUGCUAGUGGUGAGGAAAUGCAGAAUUAUGGUGGAAAACGACUAAAGAGAACCAAGUGCCAUAGCCUGCCUGGAAAGUUCCUCAAGCUUAAUGAAGGAAUCAGUGUUUGCAAAAGGGCAUAUGAAUCCCUAGCAGUUGCCAAUGCUGUAGAACUCCUAAAGCUUGUGUUUUUGAGCAUAUCAACUGCACCUGAGGUGCCGACUUUGCUGGCAGAGACUCUGCGGCGUUAUUCUGAGCAUGACCUAUUUGCAGCUUUUAAUUACCUCAGACAAAAGAAAUUCAUGGUGGGUGGAAAUGGCAGUCAGCCCUUUGUACUAUCUCAACAAUUUAUGCAGAGUGUUAUAUCUUCUCCUUUUCCAGAUAACACUGGAAAGAGGGCUUCUAAGUUUGCCAGUUGGCUGUGUGAAAGAGAAAAUAGUCUAAUGGAAGAGGAGAUUCAUCUUAAUGCUGAUUUACAGUGUGGUGACAUUUUCCAUUUGUUAGCUUUAGUUUCUUCAGGAGAGCUGAGCAUUUCACCAUGCUUGGCGGAGAAAGGCAUUGGAGAUGUUGAGGAGAAGAGAAACUCUAAAAGAAAAACUUAUGAGGAUGAAAUAUGUAACAGUGAUCACGUUAAGGGGGAAUGUUGCGAUCGCCGUGAGAAAGGUUUUCCUGGUAUAAAUGUAUCCUUAAUCCGUGCAAUAAUUCCGAGAAUUGACUGUGGGGAAGUUUCGUACAAUGGAAAUAUUUGCACACGUGCAUCCCGGGUCCAUGAAAAUGAGCAGUCCAUCUGUACGGCAAUGGGUGUUGGUGGCGAUGGCUCUUUUGUUUCUGCGAAGCUAAAUUCACGAAAUGAUGUUGGCAGUUGUGCUGCAUCAUCAGUGACUGUCAAUGAAUCCCCAUGGAAAGCUGUAGCUAACUAUGCUGAAUAUUUGGUGUCUAAUCUAUCUGAUAAAGAUCGAAUGGGCCCUUUGUAUCCUGAAAUCUUCCAGAAUCUUCAUUCAGAUAUUCUUAAAUCUGGUGACCAGGGGUUGACGAUGCUGGAAAUUUCCAAGGUUGCAGCUAUUAGGGGGGAAAAGAUGGCUGAGCUUGUUGUAGAUGUGCUUCAAGCAUUUGGAUUAGCUAUGAGGGUCAAUGGAUACGAUGAUGUUCAUGUUGUUGAUACUUUGUUCCGUUCGAAGUACUUUUUAUCCUCUGCUGAUGGUCGUUAUCCAAACAUAAAGUCUUCCCCACACAGGAAGCAUCCAAGGAUAAGUAAUGACAAUUAUUUGACAACCUCACAAGAGUGUUGGCAAAAGGAUGUUACUAACAUGGAGUCUGAGGAUGUGCAUAAAGUAACUAUGCUGAAUCUACCGGAAGAGGUUUCUCAACUCUCAGCUGAGCAUCAAUCUCAUGAAGUUAAUGUUACAUUUCAAGCAACUGCGCAGGUCGAAGCUGUUUCUUCAGAAGGGCAGAGAGAAAAUUUCACAUGCACAAUGACUAUGAGUGAUUCGCAUUCAUUUAGACCCAUAUUGCCGUGGAUAAAUGGUGAUGGAACAACUAACCAUAUUGUCUACAAAGGACUUACACGGCGUGUCCUUGGAAUGGUGAUGCAAAAUCCUGGUAUACUAGAGAAUGACCUUAUCCAGCAGAUGAACACAUUGAAUCCUCAGAACUGUAGAAAGCUGUUGGAGUUGAUGGUUCUUGAUAAUCACCUCAUUGUGAAGAAAAUGUACCAAACUACUUCGGCUGGGCCUCCUGGUACAUUAUUGAGCCUAUUCUGUAAGAAUCUCAAGAAAUCGGAGUCGAUAUGUAGAGAGCAUUUCUUUCCAAACCCCAUGAGUACCUCAUUCUUAUAGGAAAUGCUCUUUCCAUGUAUCUCAUUUAGUGUUUCUAAUCAAAAAGAAUCAGGUGUUCAUAUUGGUUCCCGUGCCUUCAUAGUUUAGCAAUUUCUUCAGUCAAUAUCUUUUGUGGCUGUUUAAGUAUGUUGCAUUUAAAAACUUACUGCUUCCAAAAGUUACUGGUCAAGUAACAAUGCCCAAAAGCACAAACCAUGUACUUGUCAAAAUUAGGCAAAAAAAUAUAUGCCAUUUUGUGUCGAACCAAAAGUUGGUUCUCCUUUUGCAACUCUAAAUUCGAAAGUAUC
This is a messenger RNA of Papaver somniferum (opium poppy), 2463 nucleotides long. RefSeq lists its product as uncharacterized. The transcript is spliced from 7 exons. Gene Ontology annotation, molecular function: DNA binding. Lineage: Eukaryota; Viridiplantae; Streptophyta; Magnoliopsida; Ranunculales; Papaveraceae. Gene Ontology annotation, biological process: 5S class rRNA transcription by RNA polymerase III; transcription initiation at RNA polymerase III promoter. The coding region runs from base 311 to 2176 and encodes 621 amino acids. Gene Ontology annotation, cellular component: transcription factor TFIIIC complex. The record is from RefSeq and is a predicted model, not a curated record.